Poeciliopsis prolifica (blackstripe livebearer) is the source of this 1822-nucleotide messenger RNA. It is a transcript of the gene parlb, whose product is annotated as presenilin associated, rhomboid-like b. Gene Ontology annotation, cellular component: membrane. The transcript has 10 exons. The coding region runs from base 127 to 1215 and encodes 362 amino acids. The record is from RefSeq and is a predicted model, not a curated record. Gene Ontology annotation, molecular function: serine-type endopeptidase activity. Lineage: Eukaryota; Metazoa; Chordata; Actinopteri; Cyprinodontiformes; Poeciliidae.
CCGGUAGUGGCGGACCUGCCGGUGAACAGAGGACUCGACAUGGCCUGGAGGAGCUGCUCAGUCCUCUGCAGACUGACCGGAGGAGACCCGUUCCUGUGCUCCGUGAGAGGAGGGAGCUUUUAGCCGAUGCCUGGAGAGCAGAGCAACACCCACUCAGUGUUUAUCAUUCAGAAUGGAGUGGCCAGGUGGCUUCCAGCAACGCUGCGGCUUCAAGAAAGCGUCCAGAACGCCAGAACCCAAACAACCGGAACCCAAACAGCCAGAACCCAAACAGCUGGAGGGUCUGGAGCUGCAGAAGUGGGCCCCGCUCCCCUCACGGGUCCCGGGUCCCCAGCAGGCCCCGGGCCCUCACCGGGCCUUCAGCCGCCUCAUCAGGCCCUUCUUUUUCACCGUGGGGGCUGCUCCUUCGGCGCGGCGGCCAUCUGGCAGUACGAGUCGCUCAAGUCCCGAGUCCAGAACUACUUCGACGAGCUGCAAGCUAAUUGGCUGGAGAAGCUGCGGCCUCAGAAACAAGGAGACCUCCGUAAGGAGAUCAACGAAUGGUGGAACAGCCUGACGGAGGGCCAGAAGACAGUGGCAGGGAUCAUCUUCGCCAACAUCCUGGUGUUCUUGGCCUGGCCGCUGGUGCCGCCGCCCAUCAUGCUGCGCUACUUCACCUCCAACCCCGCCUCCUCGUCCCUGUGUCUCCCCAUGCUGCUGUCCACCUUCAGCCACAUGUCCCUGUUCCACCUGGCGGCCAACAUGUACGUCCUGUGGAGUUUCUCCAGCAGCGCCGUCUCCAUGUUGGGGAGGGAACAGUUCCUGGCCGUCUACCUGUCCGCCGCCGUCACCUCCUCCUUCUCCAGCUACCUGUGGAAGACGGCCACAGGACGCUGCGUCCCGUCUGUCGGAGCGUCUGGCGCCAUCAUGGCCGUCCUCGCCCUCGUUUGCACCAAGAUGCCUGAAGCCAAACUGGCCAUCAUCUUCCUGCCCAUGUUCACGUUCACCGCCGCCAACGCCCUGAAGGCCAUCGUUGUCAUGGAUACCGCCGGCCUGCUGUUGAGGUGGAGGUUCUUCGACCACGCCGCGCAUCUGGGAGGAGCUCUGUUCGGGAUAUGGUACAUCCUGUUUGGACACGAGCUGAUCUGGAAGAACCGCGAGCCGUUGGUCAAGCUGUGGCACGACCUGCGGACCCAGAGCGGCGGCCGGCCCGGUGGGCCCGGCGGCGCCGUCUAGGGACCACGACCGGGACUGGACUGUAGAAUCAUGUAAAGCUGUAUAAAACUACAGCCAGCGCUCCACGUUGGGAACCUGUGGGUCCGUCUUCUGGGUUCAGACCGAUCAGAACCGCUGCUGGUCGGGUUCUGGUCCGGUAUUUCUUCAACCGGAUGACGUCUGACUCGGCUGAAUGGCUAAACAGAAACUCCAGGUCCUGAUGGUUUAUAGAAAAAGUCAUAUUUCUAGUUUUCUUUGUGGAGCUGAAGAAGAGUCAGCCAAUGAGAGGAGGCGGAGGAGCAGCGAUCUGAUUGGCCGACGGCUCUUUAUUAUUUCUGUCAAAUAAAUCUCACUGCGCCCUCUGGUGGGCUCUUUAUGAACAAAAGAAACCUUUAUUUUUGUAAUAACUAUGUUGUUUAUGAGAUUAGCUCAAGCUGUUAUCAGACAACUGUAAUUAGUGAUCACUAAUUUAUAACAUAUUUACUCGCAGCUGACUAUUGAACAAACACAUUCACUUGUUUAUUUCUGUCACAAAAUGAGAUUUAAUCAAAUUAAGUUUUUGUUUUCUUUCAAACAUACACAAUGAAACACAAAAAGAAAUAAAAGUUUGUUGAUGGUUCAGAUUUUA